AUUAGCAUAAAGUUAACUGCUAGCCACACUUGACCUUUUCAUGCUUUUGGCCUUCUCUCUGUCUCUCUCCAACCAUAUACGUCCAUGACCAAAAAAGUAAAAGAUAAAAAAGCAAACUGCCCGCUUAAAAACCACUUAUAAGAAGUGUAACAGCCCCAUAAACACAUUCUUUCUUUAUGUGCUAAUAUAUUAUCCAAAGUUAGACAAAACUCAACAAUAAUGGAAGAUCAGUGCAGUCCUCUUAGCUGGGCUUACUACUAUCAAGAAGAGGGAAUUGAGGACUUGAAGCAUUCUUUCUUGUACUCAACAUUGGAGCUAGAGACGGGCAUCCUGUCUGCACAUGAAGAACUUUCAAGAAAAGAUGAUGAAAUUCUCCACCUCAAGAAUCUCUUAACAAAGAUUGUAAGAGAAAGGGAUGAAUUCGAAGGAAAAUGCCAAACACUUAUGAUGGAAAAGCAGCUUAUUUUUCAACAAGUAGAAAUCCAAAAAAAGCCCCCAAAACAGAACAUAGAAUCUGCACCUUCAAGUGGAACUAACAGCAAUGAAGAUGAGAACAACAUUGGACUUCCCUCUGAUUGUGAUGAAAACAACUUUGUACCAUCACCAUUGCCGGAAACAUUUUCCGACGUCCCAUCGCAGGAGAAAAUCGUGCCGAACAAGCCAUUACCAGAAAAAGGUAAGUUCUUGCAAGCAGUAAUGGAAGCUGGACCCCUUCUUAAAACUCUUAUGCUGGCUGGACCCCUACCCCAGUGGCAGCACCCACCCCCCCAAAUUAACUCCAUUGACAUUCCACCAGUCGCCAUUUCUUCUCCAAGAAAUAGUAAUGGAUUAUUCAGUAACAAGAGGGCUCUGAUGAACGGGGAAUUAGGGCAAGAUUUUUCACCCAAGUUUCAAAAAGUUGUUCACCAAAAUCAUCAUUGACCUAACAUAAUUAUUUAGCAAGCAUAAUCUAUCCUUUUCAUGCUGUUAAGCAUGAAAGUGAUGGCAAUUAUGUUACUAGUUAAAGUUUGUAUAUGAAUGGUUUGUCAUAGAAACCAAGGAUCUUUAACUAAUCUUAGAUCAGAGAGUGAGUAUUAAGUGGGCUCAAUCAAGCCCCUUUAGCUUUUGGUUUGGAUGGAGACUUAAGUCAUUUUCCCCCUAUUAUUGGCUUGUUUGGCAACGUAGAUGGUACCGAUGGACAGGAUUAAAAAAGAAAAUACUGUUCAAUUCUGCGUACUAAAUAGGCCUUAUAUUUAUUUUACUUUCCCCUCAAGUGUAUCAGCAGGAGUUUGAGAUUCUCCAAUUGGUGGGGAAUUUGGGAAUUUUAUAUAUAUGAUGCAUACAUUAGUGUAUCUUGGUAGGUUUCGUUGUUGUUGACCUUGAGUCAUCAUUUGGAACUUGGAAGGAUAUAUUUUAAUAGAAUUAGAGCUGUGCUUCAUAUAUUA
Messenger RNA from Olea europaea var. sylvestris, 1424 nucleotides. RefSeq lists its product as uncharacterized. Bases 220 to 921 code for a protein of 233 amino acids. The record is from RefSeq and is a predicted model, not a curated record. The transcript has 2 exons. NCBI's taxonomy places the organism in Eukaryota, Viridiplantae, Streptophyta, Magnoliopsida, Lamiales, Oleaceae.